Messenger RNA from Bipolaris oryzae ATCC 44560, 168 nucleotides. RefSeq lists its product as uncharacterized. The record is from RefSeq and is a predicted model, not a curated record. NCBI's taxonomy places the organism in Eukaryota, Fungi, Ascomycota, Dothideomycetes, Pleosporales, Pleosporaceae. The transcript has a single exon. The coding region runs from base 1 to 168 and encodes 55 amino acids.
AUGCAGAAACUCGCAGGCUUCUCGUGCGUUUCAUCGUGUAUACGUGGUAGUUCAUCGUGGCAAUUCUCCCCACAAUCACGCUCUCUUCCCCCGCCGCCCACCCCCUCCCCAUUUCCCCGACCAACACCGCCGUUAACACAAGUUCCUCUCACCCACACUUUCGCUUAG